CUUGAGUGCUUAGAGCCUCCACCCGGCCAGCGCGGGUCUGCGUGACCGCAUUUUGCUCUGUAUGAGCACAAAAAAGAUGCAGAAGGGCUGCCGAUAGCUCGCACGAUGUGGCGCCUCCUCUGGGCAGCCACCAGCCUGGCAGCGGCCGACCGCAUGGACCCCGGCUGGGUCGAGCCCGGCUGGCGCUGCGCGGCGCACGACCGAGCGGCGCCGUGCCUCGACCUCUCGACGUGUCGACGCGGCGCGGCGCGGCGCAAGGCGAUCGUCUCGGUCUUCGACGCGCACGGCGACACGUCGGCGACGCUCCAGGGCUUCGUGAAGCAUCGCGAGCGGCUGGCGAAGCGGGCGCGGGCGGCCGGCGUCGACGCGAUCUUCGUCCUGCCGCGGCGGGACCUGCAGAACGUGCCCUUCCCGGAGGCGAACGUCAACGGGAUGAAGAAGGCGGGCAUUGAUAUAAGGUACAGCGACUGGGUCGUGCCCCCGAACCUGAGCAAGGGCGUGCCCGUCGAGAGCGGCGGCUGCUGCGGCGCGCGCGAGUUCCUGAAGUUCGUGCCGAUGGGCUACGACGAGUACGACGCCAUCAUGGUCGUGGAUAACGACUACGACCUGGACGACUUCGGGAAGUUCGGGCCGCUCUUCGACUGCGCGGCGGACGGCCACGUCAUCACGACGCGCGCGCCCAUGUCCAUGGUGAACGGCGCGCUGCUCGUCGUGCCGCCGUCCCGGUCCCUGCGAGAUGCCUUGUUGGAAGCGCUCUCGACGGCCACCGUCGAUUAUACGGGCUGGAACAAAACCCCGUGGGGCCCCCUACACCACAAGUGGGACCCGCGCGUCCAGGGCUUCUUCUACUGGUUCUUCUACCAGCAGUACGACGCGCUGGCGGAUCGGCGCUGGCGGCCGGCCCAGGUCGACCCGUGCGUCUGGAACGUGCAGCAGCACCUCGUGCCCAUGUGCCGGGCGGAGCUCUGCGGGAACCGGUCCCUCGGCUCCGGCCACGUCGACGGCCUCCGGAAAUACCGGAAGGGCCUCUGCUAGCCUGUUUGUUGCUUCUAGUAGUAAGAAUGUCUCGCCAUG
Pelagomonas calceolata is the source of this 1074-nucleotide messenger RNA. NCBI's taxonomy places the organism in Eukaryota, Pelagophyceae, Pelagomonadales, Pelagomonadaceae. The record is from the annotation of a GenBank genome assembly.